This is a messenger RNA of Melanotaenia boesemani (Boeseman's rainbowfish), 9675 nucleotides long. RefSeq names its product teneurin-3-like. Gene Ontology annotation, biological process: heterophilic cell-cell adhesion; signal transduction; neuron development. Gene Ontology annotation, cellular component: membrane; neuron projection. The transcript has 53 exons. Gene Ontology annotation, molecular function: protein homodimerization activity; cell adhesion molecule binding; protein heterodimerization activity. The record is from RefSeq and is a predicted model, not a curated record. NCBI's taxonomy places the organism in Eukaryota, Metazoa, Chordata, Actinopteri, Atheriniformes, Melanotaeniidae. Bases 485 to 8374 code for a protein of 2629 amino acids.
ACGGCGCACACACUCACACACGGAGCAGAGGUGGCAGAACCAGGCGAGACACGGAUCUCACACACGCGCGCGCGCUCACACGCAUUCACGCGCACAGGAAGGAGGAGGCGAAUGUUUCAGAAGAAAGAACCGAACCGGAUUUUCCUCCAGAACCAGAACCACUGCUGGGUUUCCCCCGUCCUCUCCAUGGUUAGGAUCGGCUGUAGAAGUGAGGAAGCAGACUGAGGUGGUCCAGGAGAAAAGUGGGAGCUGCUGCUUUUUAUUUCUUCUUUCCUCAAAGCAGACAGCAAAAUAAGCGAACGGGGACAGGGACGGAGGACAGGGGACAAGGACGGAGGGCAGGGACGGAGGACAGGGACGGAGGACGGAGGGGUUUUUCCCUCUCAGCGACCCGGAGUGUUGAUGGCAGUCUGAAAGGAUCCUAUGCGUUUGUGGGAGAAUUAACCCUUUAAUCCUGGAGUACUCACGCAGACCAGGUUCCCCCAUGCUCUCCCCCUCCUGCCCAUCACCUGUCAUUGACCAAUCACAUCCUCAGUCUAAUCCACAUGACAACGCACUGUUAGGCGAAGCUAUUGAACCAGACUCAGAUGAAGAAGAGGAGGAAGCAGAGGAAGCAGAGGAGUAUGCAGCCCGGUUGUACCUCCCUGUAACACAUGAACAACCAUCAAAUCAUCAUGGCUCCACCCUGCCUCCGGUACCCCCGCCUCACCGCCAGCAGCCAUCAGUGACAGCCCUCAACCAGGCCCUGGGCUCCACGCUCCACGUUGGCCAGUCGCGAUCACUAACGCCCCCCACUGGAAGCCCGGCCCCAGUGGUCGGCCAAUCACCAGCCGAGCUGCAGACCACGCCCCCCGAGAGCGUCCCGCUGCAAGACAGCUGGGUGCUGGGCAGCAAUGUGCCUCUGGAAACCAGGCAUUUCCUUUUUAAAACUGGUACAGGCACCACCCCCCUCUUCUCCACGGCCACUCCUGGCUACACCAUGGCAACAGGCUCCGUCUACUCCCCCCCCACCAGGCCGCUGCCAAGGAAUACCCUGUCCCGCUCCGCCUUUAAGUUCAAGAAGUCAUCCAAGUAUUGCUCAUGGCGGUGUACGGCUCUGAGUGCAGUUGGUCUGUCGGUACUGCUCUCCGUCCUGCUGUGUUACUGCAUAGCUAUGCACCUGUUUGGUCUGAACUGGCAGCUCCAGGAGAGCGAGAGUUAUGGGGCCUUUGAAAAUGGCGGAAGUGGAAGAGAUACAACUCCCAACACCUUUGUGGUAUCUACAGACAAUGGGAGGAUGUUUCUUCUAGAGAACAACACCAUAGACACGGGGGAGGUGGACGUGGGGAGACGAGUCAUACAGGACGUCCCACCAGGUGUGUUUUGGAGGUCACAGCUGUACAUUGACCAACCACAGUUCUUCAAAUUCAACAUCUCUGUCCAAAAAGACGCUCUGGUCGGGGUGUAUGGACGCAAAGGGCUACCACCAUCACAUACACAGUACGACUUUGUGGAGCUGCUGGACGGUAGUCGUCUCAUUUCCAAAGACAAACGAGCACUCAGUGACUCUGACUUGGUAUAUGCACACCUGGCUGGUUAUCCUGAUGAAGAGUCCAGUAGAGGAGGUCGACACACGCGCUCAGUCAACGUGCACGAGGCUGGCUUCAUCCAGUAUCUGGACACAGGCAUCUGGCAUCUGGCGUUUUACAACGAUGGACGUAACACAGAACAAGUCUCCUACAACACUAUCGUCAUAGAGUCAGUUAUGGAGUGUCCUCAGAAUUGCCAUGGAAACGGAGACUGUCUCUCAGGAAUUUGCCACUGUUUCCCAGGAUUUCUGGGGCCGGACUGUUCGAGAGCUUCCUGCCCAGUGCUGUGCAGUGGGAAUGGCCAGUACUCCCGCGGCCGCUGCCAGUGCUACAGCGGCUGGAAAGGCACUGAGUGCGACGUGCCGUCCAAUCAGUGCAUUGACAUCCACUGUGGCGGCCAUGGGAUAUGCAUUAUGGGCGCCUGCAUCUGCAAUACUGGUUAUAAGGGGGAAAACUGUGAGGAAGUGGACUGCAUCGACCCCAGCUGUUCCACCCAUGGGGUGUGUAUUCAUGGUGAGUGCCACUGUCAGCCAGGAUGGGGCGGAGCCAGCUGUGAGAUCGCCAAGGCCAUGUGUCCAGACCAGUGUACUGGCCACGGAACCUAUAACGCAGAGACCAGCACCUGUACCUGCGACCAGAACUGGACCGGGCCGGACUGCUCUUUAGAGGUGUGUGAAGUAGACUGUGGCAACCAUGGGAUGUGUUACGGCGGGGUGUGUCGCUGCGAGGACGGCUGGACAGGAACCGUGUGUGACCAGAAGGCCUGCCAUCCACUGUGCAGCAAGAAUGGAGUGUGUAAGGACGGGAAGUGUGAGUGUGACCAGGGAUGGACGGGGGAGCACUGCAACAUUGCUCACAAUCCGGACAUUAGAGUUAAAGGAUAUAAAGAGGGUUGUCCAGGUCUCUGCAACAACAACGGGCGCUGCACCCUGGAAGCCAGUGGAUGGCACUGCAUCUGUCAGUCAGGAUGGAGAGGGGCUGGCUGUCACGUUGCCAUGGAGACACUUUGUACCGAUGGCAAGGAUAAUGAAGGAGACGGCUUGGCUGACUGUAUGGAUCCAGACUGCUGUUUGCAGCCUACCUGUCAGAACCAGUUAUACUGCAAUGGCUCCCCUGACCCUAGUGAGGUGCUCAGUCAGUCUCCGUCCUCAUUGGCUCCUCAGCAGGCUGCCAGAUCUUUCUAUCAGCGCAUCCACUUCCUGGUUGGCCCUGAAUCUACUCACGUCAUUACUGGAGAAAGUCCCUUCAAUAACAGCUUGGUAUCAAUUGUUCGAGGCCAGGUGCUGACGUCUGAUGGAACACCUCUGAUUGGAGUCAAUGUGACAUUCGUCCACUACCCUGACCAUGGAUACACCAUAACACGCAAGGAUGGCAUGUUUGAUCUGCUGGCCAACGGCGGGGCAUCCUUGACUCUGAGUUUUGAGCGAGCUCCGUUCCUCACCCAGUACAGAACCGUGUGGGUGCCGUGGAACGCCUUCUAUGUGAUGGACACGCUGGUCAUGAAGAAGGAGGAGAACGACAUUCCAAGCUGUGACCUGAGCGGUUUCAUCAGACCCAGUCCUGUCAUCGUUUCCUCCCCUCUGUCCACGUUUUACAGAGGGUCCCUGGAGGACGGACCCAUCAUACCUGAAACUCAGGUUUUACAAGAGGAAACUUCAAUACCUGGCAGUGAUCUAAAACUGAUCUACCUGAGCUCCAGAGCUGCAGGAUAUAAACCAGUCCUCAAAGUCUCCAUGACACAGACCUCAAUACCCUUCAAUCUGAUGAAGGUUCACCUGAUGGUGGCGGUGGUGGGCCGACUCUUCCAGAAAUGGUUUCCCGCCCAACCAAAUCUAUCCUACACCUUCAUCUGGGACAAGACUGAUGCCUACGGCCAACGUGUCUAUGGACUGUCGGAGGCAGUUGUGUCGGUGGGGUUUGAAUAUGAGUCGUGUCUGGACCUCAUCCUCUGGGAAAAGAGAACAGCUGUUCUGCAAGGCUACGAGAUGGACGCUUCCAAUAUGGGAGGAUGGACAUUGGAUAAACAUCACAUCCUGGAUGUACAGAAUGGUAUCCUGUACAAGGGCAACGGCGAGAAUAUCUUCGUUUCCUUGCAGCCUCCUGUCAUCAGCAGCAUCAUGGGAAACGGUCGUCGUCGCAGCAUCUCUUGCCCCAGCUGUAACGGACAGGCGGAGGGCAACAAGCUGCUGGCGCCCCUGGCCCUGGCCUGUGGAGCAGAUGGCAGCAUCUUCGUCGGAGACUUCAACUACAUCAGGAGAAUCUUCCCUUCUGGGAAUGUGACCAGUGUCAUGGAGCUACGAAACAAAGAUUUCAGGCAUAGCAACAACCCCGCUCACCGUUACUAUCUAGCCACUGACCCAGUUACAGGGCAGCUGUAUGUGUCCGACACUAAUUCACGGAGAAUCUAUCGACCCAAGGUGCUCAGCGGGACCCGUGACCUCACCAGUAAUGGAGAAGUAAUUGCUGGUACAGGUGAGCAGUGUCCUCCGUUUGAUGAGGCCAGAUGUGGAGAUGGAAGAAAAGCCACCGAGGCCCAGCUGCUGGGACCAAAAGGGAUUGCUGUUGAUAAGAAUGGACUGAUCUACUUUGUGGAUGGUACGAUGAUCAGGAAGGUGGAUCGUAAUGGAAUCAUCUCCACAGUGCUGGGGAGCAAUGACCUGACUUCCGCACGACCUUUAACCUGCGAUACCAGCAUGCACAUAAGACAGGUGCGUUUGGAGUGGCCCACUGACCUGGCCAUCAACCCCAUGGAUAACUCCAUCUAUGUCCUAGACAACAACGUGGUGCUGCAGAUCACUGAGAACAGACAGGUUCGGAUCGUGGCGGGUCGUCCCAUGCACUGCCAGGUCCCCGGUAUAGAAUACGCUCUGGGCAAGAGGGCAGUGCAGACCAUGCUGGAGGGGGCUACAGCCAUCACCUUGUCCUACAGUGGUGUCCUCUACAUCGCAGAGACAGAUGAGAAGAAAAUUCACCGUAUUCGUCAGGUGUCCACGGAUGGAGAAAUUACCCACUUAGCUGGAGCAUCAUCUGACUGUGACUGCAAGAAUGAUGCCAACUGUGACUGCUAUCAAGCAGGAGACGGCUAUGCUAAAGACGCCCGGCUUAACUGUCCGUCCUCUCUGGUGGUGUCUCCAGACGGGACGCUGUAUGUGGCUGAUUUGGGAAAUAUCCGGAUCCGAGCCAUACGACGCAACCAGCCGCCCACUGGAUCUUUGGCUUCUGGUCCCAGCUCCUUCGAAGUGGCUUCUGCAGUCUCUCAGGAACUCUACGUGUUUGAUGCAAAUGGGACUCACCAGUUUACCAUGUCUCUGGUUACUGGAGACUAUAAAUAUAACUUCAGCUACAGCAAUGAGGAGGACGUUACGGCGGUGACGGACAGCAGCGGGAAUACUCUUCGCAUCCGCAGAGACACAAACAGGAUGCCUGUGCGUGUGGUUGCCCCUGACAACCAGGUGAUCUGGCUGACCAUCGGGACCAACGGAGGUCUGAAGACCCUCACAGCUCAAGGUCAGGAGCUGGUCUUAUUCACUUACCAUGGCAACAGUGGCUUGUUGGCUACAAAGAGCAUCCAGAUUGGCUGGACCACCUUUUAUGACUACGACAGCGAAGGGCGUCUGACCAACGUGACCUUCCCCACUGGCGUGGUCACAAAUCUCCAUGGCGACAUGUCAUCUGGAGCUGUUGCCGUGGACAUUGAGACAUCGGGGAGGGAUGAGGACGUUUCCAUAACAACAAAUCUGUCAUCCAUAGACUCCUUCUACACUCUGGUCCAGGAUCAGCUUCGUAACAGCUACCAGGUGGGCAACGACCGCUCUCUGAGGGUCAUCUACGCCAACGGGAUGGACACACACUACCAGACUGAGCCGCACAUACUGGCAGGUGCUGCUAACCCCACCGCUGCCCGACGCAACAUGACCUUACCAGGAGAGAAUGGCCAGAACCUGGUGGAAUGGAGGUUCAGGAAGGAGCAGACGCGAGGAAAAGUUAUUGUCUUUGGGAGAAAGCUGAGGGUAAAUGGACGAAACCUACUGUCUGUGGAUUAUGACCGAACGUUGCGAACAGAGAAAAUUUAUGAUGACCACAGGAAGUUCCUGCUCAAGAUCAUCUAUGACACCCAAGGCCAUCCUACUCUCUGGGUUCCCAGCAGCAAGCUGCUGUUAGUUAACCUGACAUACUCCAGCACAGGUCAGGUGACAGGCCUGCAGAGGGGUCCGACCACAGAGAGGUGGGAGUACGACAGUCAAGGAAGGAUCAUUUCCAGAGUCUUUGCUGAUGGAAAGAUAUGGAGCUACACUUAUCUAGAUAAGUCCAUGGUCUUGCUGCUGCACAGUCAGCAUCAGUACAUCUUUGACUAUGACUCGGGGGACCGUCUGUCGGCGGUCACCAUGCCUAGCGUGGCUCGACAUACCAUGCAGACCAUAAGAUCCGUGGGAUACUACAGAAACAUAUACAACCCCCCAGAAAGCAAUGCUUCAGUUACUGUGGACUACUCUGAAGAUGGACAGCUCUUCAGAAUUGCCCACCUAGGUACCGGACGGCGGAUACUGUACAAAUAUCGCAGACAGAACAAGCUGGCGGAGAUCCUUUAUGACUCAACACGAGUCAGUUUCACAUACGAUGAGACUGCAGGCGUCCUUAAAACCGUCAACUUGCAAAGCGAAGGCUUCAUCUGCUCCAUUCGUUACCGGCAGAUCGGCCCACUAGUCGACCGGCAAAUAUUUCGCUUCAGCGAGGAUGGGAUGGUGAACGCACGCUUUGACUACACCUACGACAACAGCUUCAGGGUCACCAGCAUGCAGGCCGUCAUCAAUGAGACUCCACUGCCAAUCGAUCUCUAUCAGUUUGAUGACAUAUCUGGGAAAGUGGAGCAGUUUGGGAAGUUUGGAGUUAUCUAUUAUGAUAUCAAUCAGAUCAUAUCAACGGCAGUGAUGACCUACACUAAACACUUUGACCAGCACGGCCGCAUCAAGGAGAUCCAGUAUGAGAUCUUCAGGUCUCUGAUGUACUGGAUCACCAUUCAGUAUGACAACAUGGGCCGGGUCACCAAGCGUGAGAUCAAGAUAGGACCGUUUGCCAACACAACCAAAUAUGGUUAUGAGUAUGAUGUUGAUGGACAGCUGCAAACGGUCUACCUCAACGAGAAGCUGAUGUGGAGGUAUAAUUAUGACCUGAACGGAAACCUGCACCUGCUGAACCCGGGAAACAGCGGCCGGUUAACGCCGCUACGCUACGAUCUGAGGGACAGAAUCACCCGUUUGGGAGAUGUUCAGUACAGGCUGGAUGAAGAUGGAUUCUUGAGACAGAGAGGAGCCGAAAUAUUUGAAUACAACUCCAAAGGUCUUCUGAUUCGUGUCUACAGUAAAGCUUCCAGUUGGACCAUCCAGUACCGCUAUGAUGGCCUGGGUCGGCGCGUAGCAUCUAGAAACAGUCUGGGCCAACACCUUCAGUUCUUCUACUCUGACCUGAACUACCCUACCAGGAUCACCCACGUCUAUAACCACUCCAGCUCUGAGAUCACAUCUUUCUACUACGACCUGCAGGGUCAUGUGUUUGCCAUGGAAAUCAGCAGUGGAGAAGAGUUUUAUAUUGCGUGUGAUAACACCGGGACUCCUCUGGCUGUCUUCAGUAACAACGGGCUGCUGCUGAAACAGGUACAGUACACGGCGUAUGGAGAGGUUUACUUUGACUCCAACCCAGACUUUGUGUUGGUGAUCGGCUUCCAUGGAGGUCUUUAUGAUCCUCUGACAAAACUGUUGCAUUUUGGAGACAGAGAUUACGACAUAUCUCCAGGAAGAUGGACGACUCCUGACAUCAGCACAUGGACACGUGUUGGUAAAGACCCCCAGCCCUUCAACUUGUACAUGUUCCGAGGCAACAACCCCAUCAGCAAGAUUCACCAGGUCAAAGAGUAUGUUACAGAUGUUAACAUCUGGCUGGUCACAUUUGGCUUUCAUCUCCAUAACGCUAUCCCAGGAUUCCCCAUUCCUAAGUUUGACCUGACACAGCCAUCAGUGGAGAUGAAAAAGAGUCAGCUGUGGGAUGACCUGCCUUCCAUCUCAGGUGUCCAACAGGAGGUGACACGUCAGUCUGCAGCUUUCCUGUCAUUUGAGCGGAUGCCAGAAAUCCAGCUGCACCGACGGCAUUCUGACCACUCCAAGCCUUGGUUGUGGUUCGCAACCGUCAGGUCUCUGAUCGGGAAGGGGGUGAUGUUUGCUGUGGUCCAAGGACGCGUGGUGACCAACGCCUUAAAUAUUGCCAACGAGGACUGCAUCAAAGUGGCUGGAGUUCUGAAUAACGCUUUCUACUUGGAGGACCUCCAUUACACCGUUGAGGGAAGGGAUACCCACUACUUCAUCAAGACCAGCCUGCCGGAGAACGACCUGAGUGCGCUGCGGUUGACAUCAGGCAGGAAGUCCCUGGAGAACGGCGUGAACGUGACCGUGUCCCAGUCUACCACUGUGAUGAACGGUAGGACGCGGCGUUUCGCUGAUGUGGAGCUGCAGUUCGGGGCUCUGGCUCUACAUGUGCGCUACGGGACAACGCUGGAUGAGGAGAAAGCUCGGAUCCUGGAGCAGGCGAGGCAGAGGGCUCUGGCUAAUGCCUGGGCACGCGAACAGCAGCGCGUGAGAGACGGAGAGGAAGGAGUCCGGCUGUGGACGGAGGGGGAGAAACGGCAGCUGCUGAGCGGUGGGAAGGUUCUGGGCUACGACGGCUACUACGUCCUGUCCAUAGAGCAGUACCCUGAACUGGCCGACAGUGCCAACAACAUCCAGUUCCUACGGCAGAGUGAGAUAGGGAGGAGGUAACACGGUGUGAACGUAUCACCCCCCCGACCGGACAGUCAAAGACUAACAGUUCAGUUUUAACACAAAAAAGAUGUCAAACAUUAACCAGAAAAACCACCACAGGCUCCUGGUAUUUUAGGUUUCUGCUUUUCAGUUGAUGUUGAAGUCUGACGGACGAUCACUGCGACACAACUGACCUGAGCCUGAACUCUAUGUCUCUCUCUCUCUCUCUCUGUCGCUCUCUCUCUGCAUGCCCUUCCACCUCUCUCUGGUAAGCAGGGCGACCCUGACUGCCAUGUGCGUGUGCUAUCUGUCAAACAGUGGGACUAGAUGAAGUAGUCUAGUUCUAGAUGGAGCAGAUGAGCCUGCAUGCUGUAAACAGUCUGUGCAGGUAACAUGUCUGUAUGGGUCCAGGUGUGACCUCUGACUUUUGGCUGAAGCCAUUAAAUGGACCUGUUGUGGACUCUUUAAGAGAGACAGGCACAAAAAGGACGACAAGUUUCCAUGGUUGUGGGAGGGGGGGACAAUUUUUUUUUUGUUUGUUUGUUUUUGUUUUGUUUUUAUAUACAAACAUUUCAGAGAAAAGGGGGAAAUGAAAAUAAAGAAAAAAAGUGUUUACAUACUAUUACCUACAUGUAUGCCACUGUUAACACUGACUACACUCCAAUCACAGAACGGACCAUGAUAUGAACUUUUUUUUUUCUUACAAUUACCUAAAAUCACUCCGCCUCAAUCUCCUGUGCUGUAACAAGGUCUAUAGACUCGUGCAGAACGUGAUGUGAAGAGGCAAGGUUGCCAUGGUAACCUGACUGGCUCUGUGGCCUCUUCAGUCCUGGAAACCACUGGCAUCCUGAAAGGCCUCCUGCAGAUUGUGAUCAUAGACCUCAUGCUUGCGUUAAGUCAGGUCGUAGAAAACUGCUUGCAAUAGAAACGUGUUGUCAUGGCAACGAGUUUGUUUUUGCUCAAGUAAAGGAGCAUCGCCAUCAGUGACAGUAAAGGAUCAAAAAUUGAUGUGGAUAUUUUUUUUCAUUGAUUGUAGGUCUCUGUGCUCUUUUUAGAGGAAUUUUCUGUGUUCAUGUGUUUACAGAGUUUGGAAGGAAACUUCAGUCAUUUUAAAGGAAAAUGCAGAAAUAUUACACCAUUAACAUCAUAUGCGACCAAUAGACUUUUUUUCCCUGACACUUAAAACGAGUUGAAGGAAUUUUUCCUGGUUUAACUUUGGUUUGAAGGGUGACAAAUUUAUCCGUACAUCAAUAUUAGUCUCAGAAGAAGUAAUUUAUGUACAGUGUUUCUACAGUAAAGAAUAAAAAUCCUUGAAACUA